Molecule: messenger RNA, 2334 nt
Organism: Pyrgilauda ruficollis (rufous-necked snowfinch)
Lineage: Eukaryota; Metazoa; Chordata; Aves; Passeriformes; Passeridae
Product: epithelial discoidin domain-containing receptor 1-like
Exons: 14
Coding region: 1-2334 (777 amino acids)
Biological process (GO): protein phosphorylation; cell surface receptor protein tyrosine kinase signaling pathway; multicellular organism development
Cellular component (GO): signaling receptor complex
Molecular function (GO): protein tyrosine kinase collagen receptor activity; collagen binding; ATP binding
Source: RefSeq, a predicted model, not a curated record
AUGGCGGCCGCCGCCUCCCCCUCACGGCAGCGAGGCCACGCCCCCCGCGCGGCGGCGCCGCUGAUUGGCUGCUUCUACCCCAGCAACAACGCUGAUUGGUUGCUGCCGCAGCAGCGCUGCGCUGAUUGGUUGAGAGGGGCGGAAGUGGCUGACGCCACCCUCGGGUGCCACCGGCUGCGGUUGGUGUCACCUCAGGUGAUCGGUGGCAACGAGGACCCCGAGGGGGUGGUGCUGAAGGACCUGUCCCCAGCGCCGGUGGCCCGGGCCCUCCGGGUGUACCCACGGGCGCCGCGCGCCAUGAGCGUCUGCCUGCGCCUUGAGCUCUACGGCUGUCCCUGGGAGGCCGGGCUCUUGUCCUACACGGCCCCGCGGGGACACGUCAUGGCCCUGGACCCCGUCCCCAUCGUCCUCAAUGACUCCACCUACGACGGCUUCAGCGCUGGCCCGUUGCACUUCGGGGGGCUGGGCCAGCUCUCAGACGGGGUCCUGGGCCUCGAUGACUUCUUGAGGACCCGCGAGCGCCGCCUGUGGCCAGGCUACGACUACGUGGGGUGGCCGCGGCCACCUGGGCCCCACCCCAAUGUGGAGCUGGAGUUUGAGUUCCAGGAGCUCCGCACCUUCCACGCCAUGCAGGUCCACUGCAACAACCUCCACACGCGUGGCGUCGGAAUCUUCCGGGCGGUCGAGUGUCGCUUCAAGAAGAUCUUGGCCACGGCCUGGGAGCCCACGGUGGUCACCCACAGCCUGGCCGGGGCCACCAAGGACCCCAGCGCCCGCUUGGUCACCGUCCCCUUGGGCGGGCGCCAUGCCCGCUUCAUCCAGUGCCGCUUCUUCUUUGGCGCCGAGUGGAUGCUCUUCAGUGAGGUCUCCUUUGUCUCAGAGGUGCUGGAUGACCCCGUGGGUGCCAGCGGGUGGCCCCCAACACCUGACCCCUCUGCCGCCAUCUUGGAAAGCGCCCACGAUGGGGGCAGGGCAACCAACACCACUGCCCUGGUAGCCCCCGGGGAGGCCGAACUGGUCCCGCCGGCGGCCCAGGGUGAGGCGGGGCAGUCGCCGGCGCUGCUGGGCUGCCUGGGCGCCAUCAUCCUCCUCCUGCUCGCCAUCAUCAUCCUCAUCCUGCGGCGGCGCCGCGGCGCGGCCGGGCCGCUGGGCAAGGGCCGCGGGGCGGAGGCGGCGCUGCGGGUGCAGCUCUCGGGGGACACCGUGGUCAUCAACAACGCCACGGGGGGGGGAGGGGCACGGGGGGGACCCCGCUACGAGCGGAUCGGAACCGGGAACGGGAACGGAACCGGCACUGGGACUGGCACUGGAACCGGGACUGGAACCGGGGAGUACCAGGAACCCACCCGAGCACGGCCCCGAGCGCCCCCGGUGCCCCCCGGGGCUGCCAAUCCAGCCUAUCGGCUGCUCCUUGCCACCUACGCCCGGCCAAUAGGAGGCCUUGCUCUGGCUCCGCCCAAAACCGCCAAGCCAAUCAACACUGACGGUGAGCCCGAGGUGGGGGCGGGGGCUUACGCUGAGGCUGAUGUCACCGGAGGCUCCGCCUAUGCCCUGGCUGGCCCCGCCCACAGCCCCGCCCAUGGCCCCGCCCUCCCAGCCUUCCCUCGGGACCGCCUCCGCUUCCGGGAGAAGCUGGGGGAGGGGCAGUUCGGAGAGGUGCUGCUGUGUGAGGUCAUCGCCCCCCACACCCUGGGCCUGGCCCCACCUCCAAGCUUAGGCCCCGCCCCCUCGGCCGUAGAGCGACCCCUGCUGGUGGCGGUCAAGGUGCUGCGGCCGGACGCCACCAAAAACGCCCGGCGGGAUUUCCUGCAGGAGGCGCGGACGCUGGGCCGGCUGCGGGACCCCAACAUCGUGCGGCUGCUGGGGGUGUGCGGGGGGCCCGGCCCCCUGUGCAUCGUCACCGAGUACAUGGAGCACGGAGACCUGCACCAGUUCCUGGGCGGGCCCCGCGGCCACGCCCUCAGGUGGGACACGCCCACAUUCCCCACACCUGGCUGGGACACGCCCACUACAGCCACGCCCGCUUUUAGUUCUGUUUUUUGUUGUCAUUUCUGGCGUUCUGGCCCUUUAAGAGAAGCCCCUUUCCAGGGCACGUUCAGCCCGGCCAGCGACGCCUGGGCCUUCGGGGUGACGCUCUGGGAGGUGCUGACGCGCUGCCGGGAGCCGCCGUACGGGGCCCUGAGCGACGAGCAGGUGAUCGCCAACGCCGGCCACCACUUCCAGAACCGCGGCCAGCAGGUGGGACUGGGGGGCCCUGGAGUGACCGUCGCCUUCAUCAUCAUCAUCAUCAUCAUCACUGACCACCCACUGAGUGACCGCAGGGCCCCGGAGUGA